Messenger RNA from Myotis daubentonii (Daubenton's bat), 967 nucleotides. RefSeq names its product membrane anchored junction protein (gene MAJIN). Gene Ontology annotation, biological process: meiotic attachment of telomere to nuclear envelope; homologous chromosome pairing at meiosis. NCBI's taxonomy places the organism in Eukaryota, Metazoa, Chordata, Mammalia, Chiroptera, Vespertilionidae. Gene Ontology annotation, molecular function: DNA binding. The record is from RefSeq and is a predicted model, not a curated record. Gene Ontology annotation, cellular component: nuclear inner membrane.
GCGGCCUUGUACCACAGGCAGAGGGCGCGGGCGGUCGCCGUGUGGAGCCUGUAACUCCGCUUCGUUCGAGGUCGACGCCCGCCGUUUACAGAGACCAUUCCUUAGCUAUUGUUUGGAAGCAAUGAGUUUAAGACCCUUCACCUACCCGUUUCCAGAGACAAGAUUUCUUCAUUCAGGAUCCAAUGUAUAUAAAUUCAAAAUCAGAUAUGGUGACAGCAUCAGAGGGGAAGAUAUAGAAAAUAAGGAAGUCAUCGUCCAGGAGCUGGAGGAUUCUAUUCGUGUGGUCCUAGGAAAUUUGGACAGUCUGCAGCCAUUUGCUACGGAACACUUUGUUGUAUUUCCCUAUAAAAGCAAAUGGGAGAGAGUGUCCCACUUGAAAUUCAAACAUGGCGAAAUCGUGUUGAUCCCCUAUCCAUUUGUUUUGACACUGUACGUAGAGCUGAAAUGGUUUAAUGAAAACCUGUCAACUGGGAAACGAAUAGAUGACAGUCCCCUUGGACUGGUCCCUGCUGAGAGGAAGGCAGCAGGAGCCAUGAAGAAACGAAAGCGCAUGGAAUUGUCUGUCUCUCCCAGCAGACCAGGGCUGGACAGGGCCACGAUGAGGACUUCCAGCCAAGGUCCCAGCAAAAAGAAGUUCCUCAUGGAAACCAGCAGGAACAUGGAAAGAAACACCCAGCAGAAAUGUCAGGAGACUCCAGCAUUUGAUGGCACUGAUGUCCAGGAACAGGGUUCUAGGUGGGAGGACAGCCUAGCGGGGGAGAUUACCCCACCAUUGCAGCAAAGCAAUCCGCCUCCACCUGCAGGACCCACAGACCUGGGGACCAGUGGCUUCUUUGGGUUUUUGAGCCCUGACCUCCGGCAGCUUUUGGGCAGAAAAGAGGAGAAAGCAGCCGAUGCCACUCCCCCCAACCACACCUCAGACAAGAGCUGGAUCUCCCAGGUGGGAUCGCUGAGGGCUGAGGCCUGA